CCAAACGGUGCUGGGGGGCUGGAGGAGUGCUGGCGUCAUGGUGAACAAUGUUCCGGAAGGUCAAAAAGCAUCGCAGCAGCUCCCAAAGCAGUAAGAUCAGUACCAAGAGCAAGCGAGAUAGAAAGCUGCCGUUUGUACCUAAAGAUGAGGAGAUGGUACUGGGAGUGUCCAAGUAUGGAGUCAACGUGGCCUCCAUGGAUCAGUCUGACAUUCUGCAGAGCCACCCUCUCUACCUGAUUGUGAGGAUGCUGUGUUAUGAUGACGGCCUGGGGUCUGGGAAGAACCUGCUGGAUCUCAAGACCACCGACGCCAAGCAGCAGGAGUGUAGCAUCUGGGUGUACCAGUGGAGCAGCAUGGAACAAGGCCAGGCCAUCUGAAAGGUGUUGUCCGCCUCCUUCGACUGUGUGCUGACAUCAGAGAAGUCCUGAAGAGCAGUUUCCCUAAGGGACAUGAUGGAGAUGGGUAGCCCAGAAGUUGCCCUCGUCAACGUGGUGGAGACAGGCAACACCAUGAAGCAGUCGGGAGCCUGGAAACCAUAGUUUACAGCAGGGUCACAUCAGUGGCGUAGCGCAGUUUUGUGGGGGCCCCCCGCAAGGUCCAAGCAAGGCUCCCGCCCAACCCCAGCCAUGGGACAAAGAGAAAAAUGUGCAGAUGUAUAGCUAAUCUCAUGCUAUUUAACAGAUUUUGCCAUGAGGCUAAGAGAAAAUGUAGCUGUUUUAGAGCUCAGGGAUUCUUGAAAGAUGGGACAAUCUCAACUUUCUUAAAUAUAUAUUUUUGAUAGACCAAAGUAUCAGCUAUCACACCAUGUAAAGGAACAACCUAUUUAAAAAAAACAAACAUGUUUUCAUAAAAUGCAACUAACUGGAUUUAUGUCAACUCUGUCAGACACCAUACAUGGCAUUUCACUUUUACAAUUAUUAUCCAACAAGUGUUUAAAGGCCCUGAUUGUUUAAUUCUAACAUUUGAUUAUUCAAAUUUGUAAUACAAAUCUCCAAAUUUCUUUUUGUUUUGUUUUAUAGCACUAUAUAAUGCUCCAGGGCUAAUUUAGUUAGCAUUUUGGCAUGUUUUUCUACAUUUAGGACAUUAAACAACAUUUAUGAAGCAAACAUUAUCCCUUAGGUCUAGCAUAGCAAUUACUUCAAAUGUUUAAGCAUAUGUUGCAAAGUAGUGAAAUAUUUUUGUUAGAAUAUUGACAACAACAAAAAAUGUAUCUUAAGGGCGUUAGCCAUCAGUGACAGAGUUGUCAAGUCCGUCAGUGGCUUGUUAACUGAUACUCAAAACAGACAUAUUUUUGCCUCUAAAAAUAAAAGUUAAAUAUAAAACAUUUGUAAAAUCUGGAAAAUGGAAAAUCCCCAAUAAGAACAACAUUCCUGUCAUAUCUUUCAGCACUCUGUUGACAUCAGACACAAAUCAGAUGGGAGUUGACAAAAUGUUUAUUUUUGUACUUCAUUCAAGUGGUAUACACAGUAGCAAUUUAGUUUCUCCUCAGUUGCUUUAUAAAGCUCUAAAACCUAAUUAAAUGUAACAUAUUUGAACCAAAAUGAAUAUCCUAUCAGGCAGAUGGCACUGACAGUUCAUGGUUGUUGCCAUGGUGAUUUCAAUGUUGUUUAAAUCUAUAAAAAGUGAACUUUACAGACCAUUAAUGGUCUUGUUGCACUACAUGUAAUGAGGACAUGAAUAAGGGGUCCUUAUGGUAUAGAUGACCCUGCUUAGGAUUUUAGACAAAUCUGACUGAGUUGACGUGUUCAUAUGCUAUCUGGGGGCCCAACGCCCCCUUUGCGGGCGUUGCGUGCUACGCCAGUGGGUCACAUGACUUACCCAGCAUGCUCUGCAACACCUCACACACACCAUCCACCUGUCAGUUGACCAUCAUGAGUAACUUAAUCUUAUUUCAUGUAAAUACAUUCCACAGUACAGGGACCUCAGUGCAUGUCUCCGUCAUGGCUGGACUUGGAAAGGAUGUGGCUGUUUGAAAUCUAGGUCUCCGAUGUCUUCCCUGUGGCUCAGUUGGUAGAGCAUGGUGUAUGCAACGCCAGGGUUGUGGGUUCGAUUCCCACUGGGGGCCAGUACAAAAACAAAUGCAUGAAAUGAAAUGUAUGUAUUCACUACUGUAAGUCACUCUGGAUAAGAGCAUCUGCUAAAUGACUAAAAUGUACAGCAUCCAGAGACUCCAUUGACCUCCUUUAUAAAAGGGGGAAAGUGGUAACCAUGGUACACCAGUCACUAUGACCAUCAUAAAUAUGCUGUAGACCCUCUUACCCCCUCCCUAUAUACACCAAAGGGGUGGUAGCAGGACAUAAGUGUUUGUGCCUCUCAUCCCUCUCCUAUACUCCCUUGGUCCCGAUGGGAUUGGAUCAGUUAAUAUUGAAUAAUUAAUGAAAAUGUAUUUUAUUCGAUUCCCUUUUUAUCCUUUAAAACAGUUCAGUUUGUGGCUAGACUGCCUGGUAUUUCAGUAUUCCCGUCAUUCUCUGACUGACUUAUGGGAUGCAUGCUUCCUUCCCAACUCUGGGUCCUCCAAGUUUAUGAAGCAUCUAGCCAGGCUCUGUGUUUAUUUGUGUAGGAAUGACCAUGAGGUACCAAAUGACCCUGGUGUUAUGCAGCGUUCACUUGCUAGUCGUAAAUAGUCUCUAAAGCUGCAAUGCUUAUAACCCGCGAUCAGAUUGAAUCCCGGCCUAAGUCUAUAAAGAGUAACCUAGCUCUGUAAUGUUGUGGCUGGUAUAUGUAGACCACAGGCGGCCGGUGGUACCUUAAUUGGGGAGGACGGGCUCUCAGUAAUGGCUGGAACAGAAUAAAUGUAAUGGUAUCAAACACAUGGUUUUAAUACCAUUCCAACCAUUAUUAUGAGCAGUCCUCCCCUCAACAGCCUCCUGUGUUAUAUACAGUAUUCCUUUUGAUCUGACUCUAAUGUCGCGUUCACAUGCUAGAAAUGGGAAACUCAAAAAUGUCCAACUUGCUAACUGGUUGAAUGUGACACGUGUAUAACUAUAACCAGUUAGCAUGUUGGAAAUAUGAGUUUCCUAGUUCCAAUUAAGCCAACAUAUGCAGCGUUAACCGUAAAGGUAAUGUUCGGCGCACGUGGGAACAUUGCUUUUAAAAACAGCGAUGCCUGUAAUCCACGACGUGAUUAAGGCGUAAGGCCGGGAUUCAGAGUUCACUGUGUAUGUAAACCUUUAGUGCGGUCGUAUGGCUCCAGAACAUAUGAUAAUAGCAGAAAGUUGAGAACCAUGGAGAUAUGAUUGGGCUGUAUUGGGUUUGACCAUUCUCCACCAGAGGGAGCUCUUCAUUCAGUGUACUGUCCAGAAAUUUACCAAGCUAGUAGUCUAGCACUCUGGAUUUCUCCAAUCACAUACUACACAUUUACACCCUGAGAACAUGGUUUUAGAAGCGACAACAUUAUCAUAAAUACAAAAUAAGUAUUUGACCUGAAUAGAGGGGAAAAACAGGAAUGAUUUUAUUAUUCCAGUAUCAGUUUUCCAUUUAUUUUGCAGAAUAGGUUAGAGUCAAUGCACUGAUCCACAGUCAAUGAGCGUGAAUGGAAUAGAUUCUCUGCUAGUCUACAUACACACUGAACACCAGCUAGAACACAAUAUGGCAACCACACUUUACCACAGUGCAUUAAGAGCAGGGCUGAGGUAAAUUUGAAUUGAAGUUAACUUAAAUAACAACAAAAAAUCUUUAGAAAAAAACUGCUUCUAUUGUCAAUGACUCCUCAAUAAAAUGAGGAAUAAAAGCUAUUUCAAACAUU
Messenger RNA from Salmo salar (Atlantic salmon), 3745 nucleotides. NCBI's taxonomy places the organism in Eukaryota, Metazoa, Chordata, Actinopteri, Salmoniformes, Salmonidae. The record is from RefSeq and is a predicted model, not a curated record.